Molecule: messenger RNA, 4440 nt
Organism: Arabidopsis arenosa
Lineage: Eukaryota; Viridiplantae; Streptophyta; Magnoliopsida; Brassicales; Brassicaceae
Source: the annotation of a GenBank genome assembly
AUCUGACGGCUCUGCUUCCUUCCACGUCACCUUCGUCUUCUUCAUCAACCCUCUCUCUCUCCGUCACCGUCUUCUCCUCCUUCUUUAAGUUUAUCGCGUUAUUUAUACGGUUUCUUCUCUAGGGUUUCCUCCAGAUUCAUCUCUCUUUUCCUUUUUUUCUCCUCCUCGAAGAACUUCUUCAAUUUUGCUCAAGCAGAGACCUUCAAGCUCCAAUUUUUGUGACAAUUAAGGGUUAAAGAAUCCUAGGACUGUGUCUGUGGAGUGGAAUUGGGGGUUUUUAUAUGAGGGAUGGCGAUCGAGAAGAGUAACGUCAAGGUUACGAGGUUUGAUCUAGAGUACUCACAUGGUAGUGGUGAAUCUAUGUCAAGUUAUGAAGAAAGACGUAAAAACUCAGUGGCUAAUAAUAAUGUUGAUUCUGAGGAUGAAGAUGAUGAUUUUGAUGAAGAUGAUUCUGGAGCAGGUUCUGAUGAUUUUGAUUUGCUUGAAUUAGCGGAAACUGGUGCUGAGUUUUGUCAAGUUGGGAAUGUUACUUGUAGUAUUCCUUUUGAGUUGUAUGAUCUCUCUAGUUUGGAAGAUAUACUUUCUGUUGACGUUUGGAAUGAGUGUCUCACUGAGGAAGAGAGGUUUAGUCUCUCGAGUUAUCUGCCUGAUGUUGAUCAGCUUACGUUUAUGCGGACUUUGAAAGAGCUUUUCGAGGGUCGGAAUUUCCACUUUGGUAGUCCUGUUAAGAAACUAUUUGAUAUGUUGAAGGGUGGGCAGUGUGAACCGAGGAAUACGCUUUAUCUUGAAGGGCGUAGUUUGUUUCUACGAACCAAACAUUAUCAUAGUUUGAGGAAGUAUCAUAAUGACAUGGUGGUGAAUCUUUGUCAGACUAGGGAUGCUUGGGCAAGUUGUAAAGGGUAUAGUAUUGACGAGAAGCUUCGUGUCCUGAAUAUUGUGAAAAGCCAAAAGACUUUGAUGCGUGAGAAAAAGGAUGAUUUUGAGGAGGAUUCAUCAGAGAAGGAAGAACCUUUUGAUAAGCCUUGGAGUAGAAAGGAAAAAGAUAGGAAGUCUACACAACACAAAUUGGCCCGUCAUUCUGGUUAUGGUGUUGAUUCAGGUUUGGAAUUUCCUAGCCGGCGGCAGCUGACGGCUGUAGAACAGGAUAGAUACGGAAAACCAAAGUCAAAACCGAAGUUUCCUCUUGCUAAAACGUCUGUUGGGCCAUAUGCUUCAGGUUAUAAUGGGUAUGGUAUGAAUUCUGCAUACAACCCCUCUUCUCUUAGGCAGAGGUAUGGUUCAGGUUUGGUUCUUGGGUCAGAAGAUAAUAUUGACGAUGAUGAUCAGGAUCCACUCUUUGGAAUGGGUUCUCGACGAGACCGGGAGAAAUCUGGAUACUCAAGGCCUGGAAAGAAACACAAAUCUUCAAGAGAUGGAGAACCAAUUUCUGAACAUUUUAUGGGUCCACCAUAUUCAUCAAGGCAGUCCCACAUCAAUUACGGAAAAUCGAGUAGAUAUGCAAAUAAUAUUCAGCCUCACGCAUUUGCCGACCAGGUGAAGCCUGUUAAAGGUAGUCUAGCGGACCUUCGUGGUGACUUAUAUUGGCAUGGGAAGAAUCAUGGAGAUGGCUUUUCUGUUGAUCCCAGAUAUAUAUCUGAUGACUUGAAUAGUAAAAGCAAAAAGUUGAAGUCUGAGAGGGACUCACCUGAUACUAGUUUGAGAUCUUAUAGAGCUUCUAUGCAACAAAUGAACGAGAGGUUCUUAAAUUCUGAUUUUGGCGAGAACCAUGUGCAGGAAAAGAUUAGGGUGAAUGUGGUACCAAAUGCGAGGUCUGGUGUUGCAGCAUUCAGAGAUAGCAGGAUGUUCAUGGGAAAUGAUGAUACAGAGUCGGAUUCAUCCCAUGGCUAUGAUGAUGAGGAGCGAAAUCACUUAAUGCGGAACAAAUCUUCUGUCUCAGUUGGUGGGCUGAAUAAUUCUCAUUUUCCGAUACUCAAAUCCAGGCAAGAUAGUAAAAAGAGCAAAUCCAGAAAGAAAGAUAUGCAGGAGAAUGAAUUGCUUGAUGGACGUAGUGCUCACUUGAAAUAUUUAGGCUUACCUGGAGAACACAUCUAUGCGCCAGGGACAGAGAAGCACUCCUUCAAUGCAAAACAGAAGGGUAAGAUGCGCGAUAGGAGUCCCUUAAAUAACUUUUCCUCUCGAGAUUUUGAAGAUGGCCCAAUCACAAGCUUGAGUGAGUUGCAGGACAGAAGCAACAGGAAGGAGUUUUUCAGGUCAAACAAGAAUAGCCAUACAAGAGAGCAAAUGAUUGAUAGACCACUGUUUCAGAGACCAUCUGCAAAACCAUAUUUGUCUGGGAGAAAAAGAGGCUUUGAUGAAGGUGAAGAAUCACCUGAGAUGAGAACCUUGGUUAAUGAUAGUGCUCGGGGUCGACUUAGUAGGAAAUAUCAGGUUUCUGAGGAUGAUGGUAAUAGUGGUGAUGAAAAUUUAGAGGCCAGGUUGUUGGUUUCUUGCAGUGCUGUGUCUAAAAAGAGGAAGACUAGAGUCUCUUUGAUGGACAUGGAGAGGAGGGAGGAUAAUGGUGAUCUGCAGCUAUAUUCCGACAUUCAACAGCCUGUUGAUGAUGUAAUUGUCUCAAAGAGAAAGGGAAAGAAGAAAAUGGAGGUUGAUGUUGGUUUUAUUGAUCUGGAAACCUCUGACAUACCGAAAGCAGGAAAGGGAGCAAGUGAAGCAGAGGUGGAAACCAAGCCCCUGAAGAAGCCAUUUGUGUUGAUCACACCAACAGUUCACACUGGCUUCUCUUUCUCUAUUGUACAUCUUCUAUCAGCCGUGCGUAUGGCAAUGACAAGUUUGCGUCCUGAAGAUUCAUUAGAUGUUAGCAAAUCUGUGGCAGUGGAGAACGCAGAACAUGAAACUGGAGAAAAUGGUACCUCCGUGACCAAGGAGGCAGAGGAUAACAAGUCGCCACAGCAAGGAAAUGGGAACUUGCCAUCCCUCACUAUCCAGGAGAUUGUUAGCUGCGUGAAGUCAAACCCGGGAGAUCCUUGUAUCCUUGAGACACAAGAGCCACUUCAGGAUUUGAUUAGAGGGGUUCUGAAAAUCUUCUCUUCGAAAACCUCGCCUUUAGGGGCAAAGGGUUGGAAGCCACUUGUAACAUUUGAGAAGUCGACGAAAUGCUGGUCUUGGAUUGGCCCUGUUCUCGGUCCUUCUGAUCAGGAGACUGUCGAAGAGGUAACAUCGCCUGAAGCCUGGGGUCUCCCGCACAAGAUGCUUGUCAAGUUGGUUGAUUCAUUUGCAAAUUGGCUGAAAAAUGGCCAGGAAACUCUUCAGCAAAUAGGAAGUCUUCCUGAACCACCGUUGUCACUCAUGCAAUGUAACCUUGAUGAGAAAGAAAGGUUCAAAGAUCUGAGAGCACAAAAGAGCCUUAGUACGAUUACCCAGAGUUCCGAAGAAGCAAGAGCCUAUUUCCGCAAAGAGGAAUUUCUGAGGUACUCAAUUCCGGACAGAGCCUUUGUGUACACAGCUGCUGAUGGUAAGAAGUCAAUUGUUGCUCCUCUGAGAAGAGGGGGAGGGAAGCCAACCUCGAAAGCUCGGGAUCAUUUCAUGUUGAAACGCGAGAGACCACCACAUGUCACAAUUCUGUGUCUUGUGAGAGAUGCUGCCGCCAGAUUGCCUGGUAGUAUUGGGACCAGAGCUGAUGUUUGUACAUUAAUAAGAGACUCGCAGUAUAUCGUGGAGGAUGUGUCUGAUUCACAAGUGAAUCAAGUCGUGAGUGGGGCCUUGGAUCGUUUGCACUACGAACGGGACCCUUGUGUCCAAUUCGAUUCAGAGAGGAAACUGUGGGUGUAUCUACACAGAGACAGAGAAGAAGAAGAUUUCGAGGAUGAUGGUACUUCAUCCACAAAGAAAUGGAAGAGACCAAAGAAAGAAGCUGCAGAGCAAACAGAAGAACAAGAAGCUGUCACUGUAGCUUUCAAUGGGAAUGAAGAACAAACCGAAACUGAGAUGGGUACAGAUCCAAAGACGGAUGAGCCCACUGGUUUGGAAGGAGAUCAAGGUGCAGCAGACCAACUGUGUAACGAGACUGAACAAGCUGCAGAGGAGCAAGAUAAUGAGAACACCGCUCAGGGUAAUGAGCCGACGAUAUGGGAGCCUGAUCCUGCUGUUGUUUCUAAUCCGGUUGACGAUAACACAUUUAUCUGCCAAGAGAACUCAGUGAAUGAUGAUUUCGAUGAUGAAACAUGAUCGGUGGUACAUUACCAGGUAGGUCUCAAACACUCUCUUUCAUAUUCAGAUCUCAUUGAUCAUAAGUUUUGAUCUAUAGGCUCAUUAGUCCCCCUGAGUCUAAGUCCAUUCCCGUUGUUUUCAGGUGAAGAGGCCAGAGGGGUAUUUGAUUAAUAGAAAGAGAAGCUUAUGUGGAUUUGUUGUAUAAUUGUUUGGUCCCAAUAGAUGUCAAAAAAGAGU